AUGCCUCGAGGUCAGAAGAGUAAACUAAAUGCCUGUAGGAGACGGCGCAGAGCACGAAAUGGUGCUCAGGCUUCUGAAGGUGCACAGGAAACAGUAGAGGCAGCAGACCAGUCCUCUCCUGAAUCUUGUCGUACCUUUAACAUGCCAGAGAAAGAAAGUAUUUUCAACAUACCUUUGGAUGCCCUUUCUUUCAACAUAACAGAUGAAAGUUCCAUUGGUAAUCUAUAUGAUGAUGAUGACCUUUUUGGGGAUUACCCCCUCAGUAGUCGCCAGCAAGAUGUUUUAGCCAGAAAAGUCUUUGUGCUGUGCCAGCUUCUCCUUGACAACUACAAAAUUAAGCAGCUUACUACAAUGGAAGAUAUGAUGGCGGUUAUUGAUAAGGAGGAAAUCAAUGACUUCCCUGAGAUCCUCAGAAAAACUGCUGAGAGGCUUGCAGAUAUCUAUGCAGUUGAAGUGAGGGAAGUUGAAUCGAGCAGGAAAGUAUACGAUCUUAUCAGCAAGCUGAAACUUCCCAAUAAUGGGAGGGUUCGUCCUGGCAAGGGCUUGCCCAAGACCGGUUUUCUGACGACUGUCCUGGGAAUGAUCUUAAUGAAUGGCUACUUUGUGGAUGAAGAAGAUAUGUGGAGAAUGCUGAGAUCUAUGGGUGUGUAUCCUGGGAAGAAGCACCUAAUUUAUGGAGAGCCCCGGAAGCUCAUCACUCAAGAUUUGGUGAAGCUGAAGUACCUGGAAUACCAGCAGGUGGCCAACAGUGAUCCUCCAUGCUAUAAGUUCCUGUGGUGUCCCAAAGCAUAUGCUGAAACCAGCGAGAUGUCUGUCCUAAAGUUUGUGGCCAAAAUCAAUAAAAUCUCGUAUAGUUACUUCAAGGAUCAUUAUGAAGCGGCUUUAAAAGAGGAGCAAAGGAAGAAUCAAAGCAGCCAGGAAGUCAGUCCUAAAACUUCCAAAACCAGUCUACUUUCCAUGGAGAUAUGCCCAUUGUUUACUCCCCUGCCCAAGUUUAGAGAUAUUUUAUUCUCCAGAAAAUAA
This is a messenger RNA of Microtus ochrogaster (prairie vole), 1023 nucleotides long. RefSeq names its product melanoma-associated antigen B5-like. NCBI's taxonomy places the organism in Eukaryota, Metazoa, Chordata, Mammalia, Rodentia, Cricetidae. The record is from RefSeq and is a predicted model, not a curated record. The transcript has a single exon. The coding region runs from base 1 to 1023 and encodes 340 amino acids.